Messenger RNA from Talaromyces stipitatus ATCC 10500, 1601 nucleotides. RefSeq names its product aspartic-type endopeptidase (OpsB), putative. Lineage: Eukaryota; Fungi; Ascomycota; Eurotiomycetes; Eurotiales; Trichocomaceae. The record is from RefSeq and is a predicted model, not a curated record. Bases 153 to 1601 code for a protein of 482 amino acids. Gene Ontology annotation, biological process: proteolysis. The transcript is spliced from 3 exons. Gene Ontology annotation, molecular function: aspartic-type endopeptidase activity.
UGAAUAUCCAUAGAAAAGCUUGAUUACCAGUGAAUUCAGUCCAUGGGCGCAUAUGUGUCUCUCACUCAUAUACUCCAGGGAUCUUCAUUUUUCUUGUCCAUACAGUUGAUACCUACCGAUCUGUCAAGGGCUUCAUUUUUUACCCACAUGUAAUGAGAACAAUGUGGCGGAAUACUCUCACACUAUUCCUAGCUAUCCAAUCAAUGCACACCGUACAAGCAUUGUCUCUUGCGAAAAGAGACACAGCUGCAGUACUAGCACUGGACGUCUCUCGCAAUCAUGUAUCAGAUCCGGUUGCUCGAGAUAUGAGAAGGAAGAGAAGCUUGACCGUCAGUCAGGCGCUCAAUAACGAGGAAACGCUAUACUUUUGCAAUAUCACAUUAGGCACACCCGCGCAGAGCUUACGAUUGACACUGGAUACCGGAAGUAGUGAUUUAUGGGUUAAUGCUCCCAAUUCUACCUCCUGUAGUGGUAGAGUCGACCAAUGUACUUCCUCUGGGACGUAUAAUACGAGUUCCUCGUCGAGUUAUAGACAUGUUUCUUCCGAUUUCAACAUCUCCUACGUCGACGGCACUGGUGCCGCAGGUGAUUAUGUCACUGAUACUUUAACCAUUGGGGGAGUAACGAUUCCAGCAUUUCAGUUUGGAGUGGGAUAUUCGUCAUCAUCCAACGUGGGAGUACUCGGAAUUGGGUACACUGCGGACGAAGUUCAAGUUAAUCGAGACCAGAAGGCAGCCUAUGCGAACCUUCCAUUGGCGCUGGUCAACCACGGCCUCAUCAACUCCAAUGCAUAUAGUUUGUGGCUCAAUGACCUCAACGCCAAUACAGGAUCAAUUCUCUUUGGCGGAGUCGAUAGCGGUAAAUAUACUGGCGAGCUUGAGACGUUACCAAUACAGAAAAUAGAUGGUGAAUAUGCGGAGCUUCUCAUAAUCAUGACUGGGGUUGCGCUGCAAAACAGUUCCGGCGGCCAGUCAUACAGUUCCCAGGAGCUUCCAGCCACGGUGCUGUUGGAUUCCGGAAGCAGUCUCACUUACCUCCCAGAAACGAUUGUCGAGGAUCUUUACAACGACCUUGGAGUGGUCUAUGAGGCGUCGACGCAGACUGGUUACGUGCCUUGCAGUAUGAUGAGCGAGAACAUCAAUAUUACCUACACCUUCACAAGUCCGUCAAUCCCUGUUGGUAUCAGCGAGCUGGUUCUAGAUAACGGAUCUGGCUUGACAUUCAAUGACGGUACACCUGCUUGUGUCUUCGGUAUUGCACCAGCCAGCGAUAGUACUGCUGUCUUAGGAGAUACAUUCCUUCGAAGCACUUAUGUUGUAUAUGACCUAUCAAAAAACGAGAUAUCCCUGGCUCCAACGAGGUUUAAUUCAACAGAUGAGAACAUCCUGGAGAUCACUAAUGGAACACGGGCUGUCCCAGGAGCUACUUCCGUGGCCAACCCUGUGACUACCGUCGCCACCGGUGUCGGAGCAGCUUGGACGGUUUCACCAGCUUUAAUCACAAGUACUUCCAGCUCAGGUGUUGCAAGAAGCAUGGCUUCUGAUAUACCUCGUCAUCUUGGCCUUGGGGCUGCAGGGGCAGGGAUUCUGCUAGCAUUAUAG